Saprolegnia parasitica CBS 223.65 is the source of this 216-nucleotide messenger RNA. RefSeq lists its product as hypothetical. The transcript has 2 exons. Bases 1 to 216 code for a protein of 71 amino acids. Lineage: Eukaryota; Oomycota; Saprolegniomycetes; Saprolegniales; Saprolegniaceae. The record is from RefSeq and is a predicted model, not a curated record.
AUGAGCGCCAAAUGUGGUGUCACGUACUGCUCGUCCAAACGCAAGUACCGACCCCACGUCAAGGAAGUGAAGCGCGGUAAGAUGAAGGCCAAGUACGGGCCGUACGAGGACAGCCGCGACGAAGCCCUGCUCGCCGGCAGCGUUCUGUUUGGAGCCGCGAGAGAGGCCAAAUCGGGCCUCUUUCGUGCGUGGGUGUACCAACCGAAUGGCAACUAG